UUAAAAUUUUAUGCAGUCAUAAAAGUGGAGUUUCGGAAUUCAUAUUAGAAUUCCCUCUUCCGAAGGCAACAAACGACAAGUUUUGGGAUAAAAUUAAAAAACGACACAUUUUAUUAGCUAUUUUGGUAAUGUUUGACCAAAAGCAAAGAGAAGUACUUCUGACAACAAAUCAAAUCAUAACAUUACAUAGCUCCAUGAAAGAAGUGCGUGAUGGGAUUGAAAAAACAGGAAUCAUUACACGAAUUCAUGAUGGGAUUCCUCAGUUUACUCAUCGAAUAUUUGCUGAGUACUUUGCGGCUUGCUGGAUGAACGAUAACAAGAAUCGCAUGAGAAACGAGAGUUUCUUCCAUUCGUGGUCAUAUUGGAAUCCUCAACUGCAUCAAAUGCGUGACUUGUUCAAUCGAAUCAUUCUAAGAGAAAGCAAAGAACAUGAUCUUCACAUGGCUGUUGUAAAUCAAUCAGAUGAUCUAGUUGGCAAGAUACUGACAAAUAAUCCAUCAGCUGCAUUGGUGAAAGACGCUGUUGGUCGAUUGCCUCUUCACCUGGCAGUUACGUACCCAUUAUUGGAAAUAGUAAACUUGUUACUCGAUAAGAUGUCUAUUCAGUGCAUUAACACAACAGAUGAUCUGUUUGGAUGGAGUGCCUUGGAUUACGCAUUUGCCAUUCGCUACAAAAAAAAAACCUUAACUUUACUAUCAGCGGGAGCGACAGUCAACAAACAGAUACUUUUUCAACAGAUACUUUCUAACAACAUGCGUCAAAUAUUGACUAGCAUAAAAUGUUAUGGAGAAUGGCUUCAGUCAAACGAAAGCUCCAAACCAAUGGCAAAUCCUCUUUACAUUCGAGUGGUCGAUUAUUUACUCAACGAACAGCAUGUUGACAUCUUUUCUCGUCACGAGGAAUUGAAUUCGAGAACUGUUCUUGAGUUUUGUAUAACUGCUAAUUCGCUAGAAGUAUUCAAUCUAUUUGCUUUGCAUGCCACUGAUCACUUCUUUAAUCAUUGCUUCAAGCUUGCAUUCCAGAACAAAGCUCAUGAUAUAAUAGUUCAUUUUAUCGAAGAUCGUGACAUUCCUCUACCUCCUAUAGAAAACAUUACCAGUCUUAUUUCUGCUCUCAAAUAUACCAUACAAAACAACAAGCUUACCUCAUUCAAAGCUAUCUUUCAACAACUCUGUAUCCAACAAAACAUUCCUAUGAACGAGGAAACUGAUAUUCCUGACGACUGUUGUGAUCCAAUCAUUCCACCACUGAACGACAAUAUUUCUCCUGAGGUAUGCUGUGUACUCUCCUCUAGCAACGUUGGAUUAUCGUUGCCUGAAUAUGAUGCAAAAGAUAUCCUGCAUGAUGGAUACGUUCUCGAAGCUCUUCUGGCUUAUUCAGUUCACGAAGGAAACGUCUUCAUGCUCAGAUACAUUCACCUCAAGACCAAUAUGACCAUCACCAACAGACUCAUCGCAAUGAUCAUGAGAUUACUUCCGAAAGGUAAAAACGUUUGUCACAAGAAAUCGAUGCCUGCAUUCAUGUAUCUUCUCGAUCAGACAACAGAUCUGGACGGUGUGGAUGAUGGGGGUCGAAAUCUGCUCCACAUGACUGCUCAAAGUGGUUGUUUCUUCAUGCGGCAUUGUUUGAUUACUAGAGGAUUUGAUAUUGGUUCUAUGACCAUCGGAAUGGCUGCCGUUAAAGAUACAGGGUUUUUUACAUGAUUUGGCAAGCGUAGAAACGUUGAACUUAACUGCAGCAAUUGACAGGACAAACGCAUCAAGAGCUUUUAGAAUGGCAUCACGCUUAAGACAGCCUUUGCACCUGAUAUUGCAAGCGCGGUACACAAUAACUCAAAGGGUUUUAACCAGCGGCUUGUAACAAACAUUGAACCAGCGCCCAAAAACAUUUUUCAAUGUAAUCCACACGUAUGAAAAUUUAAAGUACAAAGUUAGGUAAAGUGUUCUAAAUUUACGUGAAUAAGUAUAUUGCAAGUUUUUGGUUUUAUAACUUGCGUGUUAUGGAAACAGCUUGCGUCAUAAGAACGUGUCAAGCUGCUUGCUCUUCUUUUGAUGUCGUAGAGCAUUGAGUUCUCGAUCGUUUUCAUCAGCUGAUUCUCUUUAUCGACGUUUUUGUGUUAGUGAUCCGCUUGUAUCAUAUCCAUAUAUUUAAACAUGAAUCAAAUGCAAUUGUAUUGACGUUUAUUGUUAUCAAACGUUUAGAGAAAUUAUACGGUUCCCUAACACUAGCACGGGGCCUUCGGAUGAGCUUUAGGAAGGCGUCUUACUCGGUUGAGGUUCAUGAUACAAGAGAGCGUUUAUUCGCUAUUGUCACAUCGAGGUGCAUAAGGACAAGUAUCUUAUGCGCCUUGUUUACGCCCACGAGUUGGGUGAUUAUAUUCUAAUGCUGCUAUCGAGCAGUUUCCUAAUGCUGCUAUCGAGCAGUUUCCUAAUCUUGCUGUCGAGCAGUUUCCUAACAUAGUUCCCUACAUCACUUCCCCCUUUAAAAUUAAUAGCGCUGCGGUAUUGUGAUCGAACGGCCGAAUCGUGUAGUGUACGUUUUUUAUCAUGCCCUGUCGUGUUUGUUUCCGAGAGAGGAUUUACUUGCGCAAUUGGUUGUUCAUAUCUGUCUAUGUGUGCUGCCUUUACACGAUCUAUCGAUACUUCGACGUUUCGACCUCUAACGCAUAUGACGAAUGUUUUCUCUUUUUUACUAAUGAUCCUAAAGGGUCCGUCGUACGGAGGUGUUAGUGUCGGUCUAAGGCAGCGCUCUAGCAGCAAUCGAACACGACAUCGAACAUGAAAAAUAUAUGGGAUUUGACAUGUUCGAUAUGAUAACCAACAAAUCGAACAUGUCAAAUCCCAUACAUUUUUCAUGUUCGAUGUCGUGUUCGAUUGCUGCUAGAGCGCCGGGUAACGGCAUCAAUACGAAGCCACACAUACGUGCACGAUUGCAACUCUGUUUGAACGUAUGGUUGGGAUUAGUUGUGGUGCUGAGUUUGUGUUGCUAUUACAUGGCUCAUUAUUUUUUUAUCUUGUCAACAUAUUCCGGAGUCGCGUUUACGUGAGAUUUACUAGUAUCAAAAAACUCUCCGGGUAAACGAAGCGUUGUUCCGUACAUAAGCUCUGCUACAGUUGUACCAAUUAUUUUUUUAUUGUUGACCGUAGACCCAAUAAUACGAUUGGUAAUACCUCAGUCCAUCGUGUUCGGUUGUGGCACAUUAUUGCGGAUUUUAAGUGUCGGUGAACUCGUUCGAUCUGACCAUUAGCUUGCGGGUGAUAAGGUGUUGUUCGUAAGUGAUCUAUGCCCAGUGUUACAAAUAUUUGUUUAAAGAGCUCCGACUCGAAUUGUCUGCUUUGAUCUGUUGUAACUUUCGCUGGCACUCCGAAUUUCGAUACCCAAUGAUUUACAAACGCUUUUGUUACAGUUUCUGCAGUCAUGUUAGGAAGUGGGAUUGCUUCGGUCAAACGAGUGAAUUUGUCUAUCAUUGGGGCCCUUUCCGUUUGAAGUUCGUAGACUGAAAUUUCAGCCUGUCAGCUGUUUGCAUUGUAUAGCAGUUUUCGAGCAGCUAUCUAAGUGAGUAUAAUAUACAGGUGGGCUUAUCCCAAGGUGUAUGAAUUUAGAAGGCUGAUUUUUAUCGCUUCUGCUUCUGAAUGAAGAUGUUGAGAGUGUUUUGAGUAUUCGUCAAGCCUCCAGAAAGCUCGUUGGAGCAAAAGUUUUCACUCGUUCUGUUAUGAUAUUCAAAUUAUGAUAUUAAAAGUGAUAUUCAAAUUUGGUUAUAAAAACAUGCUAUGAGACCACCUGAACUACAUACACUUUGAUUCUAGAUUCCAAGGUUAUUAGGCUCUAUACAGGUUACGACCGAGCGAUUGAGGGGGUCACCAUUUUGUGAACCUUGUUUACAAUUUGUCUGUCAAAAUCGACGCUGGUCAGCUGAUGCUUGGAAUAAACAACAUAAAUAAGAUUGCAGAAGACGAAACUAGCGCUUUCAUCCUACCACGUUCCAUCGUUAGUAGAAUACGACUUCAUUGUUGGCCUGUUUAAUGCUGAGUUUGAUAUUACAGUCAUAGCUUCAGGCAGUGGCGCGUUAAAAGGUGGGCGGACUGGGCGGCCGCCAGGGGCCCCGACGAUCUAGGGGGCCUGUCAUUGUGGAUGUUCGACUUCGUAUCGAUUCUACCCCCCCC
Anopheles gambiae (African malaria mosquito) is the source of this 4163-nucleotide messenger RNA. RefSeq lists its product as uncharacterized. Gene Ontology annotation, molecular function: protein binding. The record is from RefSeq and is a predicted model, not a curated record. Lineage: Eukaryota; Metazoa; Arthropoda; Insecta; Diptera; Culicidae. The transcript is spliced from 2 exons. The coding region runs from base 129 to 1703 and encodes 524 amino acids.